Molecule: messenger RNA, 945 nt
Organism: Miscanthus lutarioriparius
Lineage: Eukaryota; Viridiplantae; Streptophyta; Magnoliopsida; Poales; Poaceae
Source: the annotation of a GenBank genome assembly
AUGCGGUUCACCGAUGGCCUUCGCCCUGAACUCAAAGCUAUCAUUAUUGUUGCUCGUCCCCAAAGUUUGGAUGCUGCCAUCUCUAUGGCUUCGGUGCAGGAAGAGGUGGGCACUACGCCGACGUCUGGCACGCCGUACAAGGGUGAUUGGUCGUCGGGCAAGUUCACACCCAAGACGGCGUGGCUGCUGCCGCCUCCGCCUCCUCAAUGCAACGACAAGCCGGCGGCAGUUGUUGCUGGUCCGGAGAUGCCGGCUGCUCCUUCCCUCGUCGCCAAGUUAUCGGCUGUCAAGGCCUAUCGGCGUGCCAUGGGACUCUGCUAUAAAUGCGGAGAGAAAUGGAGUAAGGACCACAAGUGUAGUCCUCAGAUUCCGCUCCACCAUGUACAAGAAUUAUGGGACUUGUUGCCGGAUGAUGAUGAUCAAGAUCUAGCAACUUCUGAACCUACACCAACAGAGCCUCAAGCCUUUCUGGCGAUUUCUCAGAGUGCUCUGACAGGGUCCUCAGCUCCUCGCACUGUCCGGUUCGCUGGCUCGAUUCAGGGUAUCCCAAUGAACAUGUUGUUGGAUUCUGGAAGCUCUUCGUCCUUCAUCAGCGAAACACUUGCUGCUCAGCUUCAGAACGUGUCAAUCCAGUCAGAUCCUUGCUCGGACCUCAGAGUCUUACCAUUGACUGCAUUUGAUAUGAUCAUUGGAAUGGACUGGCUGGAGUCCUUCAACCCAAUGCUUGUGCACUGGAAAAACAAGUGGUUCUCUAUUCCGUAUCAGGGCUCUUCCAUAGUCCUCCACGGUGAUAUGGCUGAAUCCCCAGUUCAGUUGCUCUUGCAAGUGUGUUCUCUAGAUAUAUCUUCUACUCAGGCAGCUUCUGUACCAUUACUACCGGCAGUGCAAUCUCUACUGGAUGAGUUCAGUGAUGUCUUUCAACCACCAGAUUCCUUGCCGCCAUAA